AUGCAGUCAUGCCACGGCCACAGUCAUAGCCACAACCACAGCCACGGCCACAGUCAUAUCCACAACCACAGCUACGACCACGACCACGGCCUCAGCCACGACCACGACCAUAGUCAUAGCCACAACCACAGCCACGGCCAAAGCCACGGCCAAAGUCAUAGCCACAACCACAGCCAUGGCCACGGCCACAGCCAUGGCCACAGCCACGGCCACAGUCAUAUCCACAACCACAGCCACGACCACGACCAUAGUCAUAGCCACAACCACAGCCACGGCCACAGCCACGGCCAAAGUCAUGGCCACAACCACAGCCAUGGCCACAGCCACGGCCACAGCCAUGGCCACAGCCACGGUCACAGCCACGGCCACAGUCAUAGCCACAACCACAGCCAUGGCCACAGCCACGGCCACAGUCAUAGCCACAACCACAGCCACGGCUACAACCACGGCCACUACCACGGCCACAGCCACGGCCAUGGCCACAGCCACGGCCACAGUCAUAGCCACAACCACAGCCACGACCACGACCACGUCCACAGCCACGACCACAACCAUAGUCAUAGCCACAACCACAGCCACGGCCACAGCCACGGCCAAAGUCAUAGCCACAACCACAGCCAUGGCCACAACCACGGCCACAGCCAUGGCCACAGCCACGGUCACAGCCACGGCCACAGUCAUAGCCACAACCAUAGCCAUGGCCACAGCCACGGCCACAGUCAUAGCCACAACCACAGCCACGUCCACAACCACGGCCACAACCACGGCCACAGCCACGGCCACAGUCAUAUCCACAACCACAGCCACGACCACGACCACGGCCACAGCCACGACCACGACCAUAGUCAUUGCCACAACCACAGCCACGGCCACAGCCACGGCCAAAGUCAUAGCCACAACCACAGCCAUGGCCACAGCCACGGUCACAGCCACGGCCACAGUCAUAGCCACAACCACAGCCAUGGCCACAGCUACGGCCAAAGUCAUAGCCACAACCACAGCCACGGCCACAACCACGGCCACAGCCACGGCCACAGUCAUAUCCACAACCACAGCCACGACCACGGCCACAGCCACGACCACGACCAUAGUCAUAGCCACAACCACAGCCACGGCCACAGCCACGGCCAAAGUCAUAGCCACAACCACAACCAUGGCCACAGCCACGGCCACAGUCAUAGCCACAGCCACGACCAGACCUCCAGCCAGUCGUCAGAUAUGCGCAUAGCAACGAGGCGGCAGGACUCGAUAAGCGCGGCCACGCUCCGUCACGCGACUGGCAGCUGCGAGAGGAGCGCGGCUGAGCUCAUCCCGCAGCGCAGUGGGUUCCCGCCGCCCUCCGCCUCGGGGGAAAUCAGGCCGCAGACACCCGGGCUGUCUCAGGCCGACCCACACAGACCGCAGUUCUUCUCUAUCGCCGCGAGCAAGCGCUCCGCUCUUUGA
Bacillus rossius redtenbacheri is the source of this 1443-nucleotide messenger RNA. RefSeq names its product histidine-rich glycoprotein-like. The transcript has 4 exons. The coding region runs from base 1 to 1443 and encodes 480 amino acids. The record is from RefSeq and is a predicted model, not a curated record. NCBI's taxonomy places the organism in Eukaryota, Metazoa, Arthropoda, Insecta, Phasmatodea, Bacillidae.